Molecule: messenger RNA, 2242 nt
Organism: Vitrella brassicaformis
Lineage: Eukaryota; Vitrellaceae
Source: the annotation of a GenBank genome assembly
GGAAAGUGGGCGGAGAGUGGGCGUGUGCAAUCGGCAGUGGCCUCCUGCAGUGUUCGACAAUCAAAACCAUUGAUUUCAUCCAUAGCAUCAUUGGGAUGAGUGUGAAGCUGAUCCGUCCGGCAGAAGCGUAGAGGGGGCGAUGGGCAACAACCACAGUGCGGACCGCCAUGGUGCCGUUAUCGACGACCACACACUCGACUUCCUCCACAAAGCCGACAGAGAUGCCCUCCACACGUAUGCAAACCACACACAAAUCAAUGCGGAUCAAUGAGGGAGGGGGAGGCAGUUGACAGCUAUGUGUGUUUGGGUGUGGUGUGCCAUCUGUGUAUGUGUGCAGCCGGUCGGAGGUCGGCAGCCUCAGAGUCACAGCCCAUUUCCUCUACGAAGUCGACUUCUCGGCCGCCGUCCUGAGCAACCGACUCAAUCGCUGCCUGGUGGCCAGGGGGCUGCAGACCAUCAUCGCAUUCGACGCUCAGCUGGACCGCCCUCUGGUGCUGAAGGCCAUCUGGCUGGUGGACACGCAGCAGUGGACUGAGGUGGCCAAUGCGCUGCGCUUCGCGGCUCCGAGGGGCUACUGUCAGCUGCCGAUAACACUGGCUGUGGCCGACAUGCAGCGUCACGAUAGCAAACAGGUGGGCAGAUGAGCGUGGGGCGGGGCGGGGGGCACUCAUCGGUUUGUCUGUCUGUCUGUCUGUCUGUGGUGUCUGUGUAGGCGUAUUUGGCCGAUGCGCGUGUGAUCGCAUUGUGGAAGAUGGUCGGCAGACACGUCAACUUCGGCGGCCAGUUGGGCCGUUUUGAGCUGUUCGACCAGGCGGGCGGCGGUGUGCGUGCCCUCCGCGACGAGCCGGGCUUCGAGCUGGACAUCAACCCCCCCCUCCCCCCCGCCCACCCAUACCGCCCACACGCCAUCAACGACAACCCGCCCAUCAGAUCCACAAUCAGCUGGCAGGGGGGCGGCUGGACGGCCGGUGGUGAGGAGACCACUGAUGCCUCGGCGUCGGCGUUCAUCAUGGGGACCAUCAUGUGGCCUUCGAUGGCCAAUGAAGGGCGGACGCCUUGGGUUGCCUUUGACCGGUACGCAGGACACGACACUCAGGCAAACACACAUCCAUCCAUCCAUCACGGCCUCUUCCCUCUGUCAUGUGCUGGUCUCCUCAGUCAUGACCAUGGCGGUGUGCUGGACGGCCUCCUCAACCACUCGCCCCACCAGCCCCCCAACGGAUGCACCGCCGUCAUGGCGGGCAGGUGGGACGAUGAUGAUCCCCCUAUACAGCUUCGGCAGCUGCUGCUGACGCCGUUCGACAGCCCAUUCGUCGCAUCUGUCGAUCUGUGUCUCUUGCCCGACACGGACAUAGGUGAGGGAACGGAUAAGAAAUCUUUUGCUGAUUGAGCCGUCCUUUGACGUGUGUUGUGUCGCUGAAUGCAGUGGGUGUUUCUGCCCUCACCACCGAGCCGCCAGUGGGUGAUGCAUCGGCUGCCUUCAAGGACCGCCGGCCGACCACCGCCCCUCUGAUGCGCGGCCCGCUGGGCAGCACCAUCGCAGACAUGGUGGUCAACCGACAGGAGAAAGUCGCUGAUGAGGGUGAGUGUGCAGCCGGCCGCCUCCACCUCGGUCUGUCGGUCGGAUGAGUGUGUGUGUGUGGUGGUGCGCAGAUGAGGGUGCGGAUGACGGCGAUGGCGACAGUGGUGAGGGUAAGUGGUGUGUGUGGGGUGCCCAGCCCGCCUUGCUAGGUGUCUUACUCGUAUGUAUGUAUGUGUGUGCAGAGGAUGAUGAUGACAGUGCGGAUGACGGCGACAGCGAUGAGGGUGAGUGGAAUACAUGUGUGUGUGUGUGUGUGUGGUUGGGCCCACUUGUAUGUUUACGUGUCUUGAGUGUGCAGAUCUGGAUUGCGAUAUCGACGGAGAGGGCGACGGCGAGGGCGAGGGCGAGGGCGAUGGCCAGCAGCAGCAGGAGGAGGAGGAAGAGGGUGAGAUGGGGGCAGAGGAGGAGCCAGAUCGGGGCGACAUACACGCACUCAUUGUGUGCGUGAUGGAUGUGAUGUAUGUAGGUUGAUCGACUACACACAGAGCAGCCCAAUCGACCAGAUCAAGCAAAUAGAAUCGAUGGCCGGUUUUGUGUGAAUGCUGUACGUACAACUCACACUUUGUACUGUCACAUACUUACAUACAUGCAUGGCUGACUGAGUGUGUUGUGUGGCUCGUGUGUCGAUUCAGUUCAUAGUCACGUCCAAAUGCUUCGCCU